Molecule: messenger RNA, 3703 nt
Organism: Acyrthosiphon pisum (pea aphid)
Lineage: Eukaryota; Metazoa; Arthropoda; Insecta; Hemiptera; Aphididae
Gene: gw
Product: trinucleotide repeat containing adaptor protein gawky
Exons: 18
Coding region: 30-3578 (1182 amino acids)
Biological process (GO): miRNA-mediated gene silencing by inhibition of translation; positive regulation of nuclear-transcribed mRNA poly(A) tail shortening
Cellular component (GO): nucleoplasm; P-body
Molecular function (GO): RNA binding
Source: RefSeq, a predicted model, not a curated record
UAUAACAACAAUUGGAACAAAUAAAUACAAUGCGAGAAGCUUUAUAUGCUCAAGAUGGAUGGGGUGGCCAACAUGUUAAUCAAGACAGUCAAUGGGAUGUUCCACAUAGUCCAGAACCUAAUACUAAGGACGGACCAUUAACUGGAUUAACUGGUGGUCCUGGAUGGAGCAAAGUCAAUAAUGGUACAGAUUUGUGGGAAGCAACUUUACGAAAUGGUGGACAACCUCCAAUACAUAUUCCAGUACAAAAUGCAUCUAAAACUCCGUGGGGACAUACUCCAGCAUCCAAUAUUGGUGGUACUUGGGGUGAAGAUGAUGAUGUUAGUAGUGUAAGUGGAACAGAGGCAAAUACUGGUAACUGGGGCAUAAAUCCAACUACUACUAUGAGCAAUCAGUGGGGUCAAGGACAACCGCCUCCACAGGGACCUGGUGGUCCAAUGUGGGGUGGACCCCCUAAGAAAGACAUUGGACCCGAAGGUCAAUCCUGGAAUUCUGGCAACACUGCAUGGAAUGAUCUCAAUCGGCCACCAGGAUCUAUUGAUCAGGGUCCUCAUCGUCGUGAUAUCUUACCGAACGGAAUUGUAGACCAUAGCAGAGGAAUUGGUAGUGAUGCUCGUGGUGGAAUAAGUGGUCGUUUGAAUGGUACUUUAUCUGGUGGUGGUGCUGGUAUGGAACCUAUGUGGGGUGGACCACCACCACAUCACAUGCAACAUCAUGUUCAACCUCCAUCAGUUGGACCACCACCUUCAGUUAUAGCCACACCAGGUGCAAAACUUGGACAAGGACCUGUGCCAGUAAUUAAUCAGUGGUCAGGACCACCACCACCCAAAGAUUUAAUUCCUAUGAAUAACAACAACAAAGGAAAUGGAUGGGAAGAACCAUCGCCCACAGAUCACAGGCGCAAUUUAUUAAAUUAUGAUGAUGGCACAUCUUUAUGGGGAAAUACUCAAACUAGGCCCAAUGUGCCUGGCGGUGGUUUACUGAGCACUCAACACAAUAUGAGUAAACAUUGGGGAAAAGGUGAUAUGGCUGCUGCAGUAGCUGCUGCAGCUGGUCGAAAUAAUAAUGGUUCCGGUAAUAUGGGUAACCAAUGCCCUCCAGGUGUUCCUCCAAAUAGGACAGGUAUGCCACCUACUAGUAAAAUGGUUGAUCAACAACAAUUAUGGCCUGGAAAUCCAAGAAAUGGAACAUGGGGAGAUGUUGGUGGAGGAAGUCAACAUGAUUUGAAUGUUGCUGGUCCUUGGGGUGAUGAUAAAAUGGGUUUGACUGGAAAUGCAGGUGGUCCUUGGCCCAAUUCUGAAUGGGGACCAGGCCCUAAAUCCAAAAAUGCAUGGGGUGACUGUGGUAACAAUGAUAUGGAUCAAAGUUCUUGGGGACAGAAGAAUAUUGGACAAAAGAAUCAAAAUAAAGACUAUAUAUGGCAAAGUAAAUCAUACAGAAUUCUUGCAGAAAUGGGAGUCAAGAAAGAGGAUGUUGAAGCAGUUACACGUUCUUAUAAUAUUAGUAUGGAAGAAGCAUUAGAGUUUUUGAUGUCUACUAGAGGUCCUGGUGGAGGAGGUUUAGAUUCAUGGAAUUCACAUAGUGGUCGUGGUCAACACCCAGAUGAUCAAAAUCCAUUUGAUCGAUCUAAUAUUAAUCAACAAAGAUUCAAUUCACAACAACUACCUUUUGCUGUGCCAUCUAUUGGAAAUAACUCUAACCAACAACAAGCCAUGCUUCAGAAAAUAUUAGCCCAACAGCAGCCACCUGCACAACAAAAUACAAUGCAACAACAAUAUUCUCAGGGUGGUGGUUCAAGGCAAAUGCAAAAUCAACCUACUGCACAACAGUUAAGAAUGCUUGUGCAACAAAUUCAAAUGGCUGUGCAGGCUGGAUAUUUAAAUCAUCAAAUACUAAAUCAGCCAUUGGCACCACAGACAUUAAUUAUGCUUAAUCAGUUAUUGCAGCAGAUCAAAAUUUUGCAACAAAAUGUUCAAAUUCAAGCAGCUGUUGCUAAUAAUCCCAAAUCUGGCUCAGCCAUGGUGACAGCUGCAAUAGCUAUCAAUAAAGCCCGCCAACAAAUAGCAUCACUACAAAAUCAAAUUGCUAACAAUCAAGCCAUGCAUAUGAAAGCACAAGCCCACCAAAAUCAAUCCAACUUUUCUGGUCUAUCUGGUAUAAUGGGUGGGCAGGUUGGCGAUUUCUUCAAGAAUGAUCCAUUAACUCUUUUGCAGUCAGGUUUUUCUGAUUUGGCGAUGAAUAAAGAUUCUCAAAUGAGUGGACAAGGAUUCCAAACAAGUCAACAAUCAAGAUUGAACCAAUGGAAGUUACCUAAUCUAGAUAAAGAUGACUUAGGAAUGGGCAAUGACUUUAGCAGAGCACCAGGAGCCAAUUCUAAAUCUACUCCUGGAAAUACUUCUCCCACAUUCAAUUCAUUACUCAGCCAAGGAGAUGGUACUUGGACUAAUGUUGGUGCUCGUUCUGAUAGUGGAUGGCCAGACAAUGCUGAAGACAAUAAAGAUAUUUGGCCAAACAAUGGAUCAAACUCUCAGUCUAAUUCUACAUCAUCUGCGUUCACUACUGAUCUUGUGCCAGAAUUUGAACCAGGAAAACCGUGGAAGGGUAAUCAAAUGAAAAAUAUUGAAGAUGACCCUACUAUUACCCCUGGUUCAGUAGUGCGUAGUCCACUAUCAUUAGCAGCUACAAUUAAAGACUCAAAUAAUUCAGACUUGUUCAACAGUGGUGGAAAGACUUCACCAACUAAUUCUCAAUCAACAGUUGAUAUGCCAUUAACACCUUUGUCUCUUUCAUCUUCAACUUGGAGUUUUAAUCCACCUCCUUCAUCUACACAAUCAUCCUUUACUAGUCCACUAGGAAAAGUGAAUGGACCAAAAAACAAUUGGGCUGAUAGUAAUCCUGGAAAUGACCUUUGGGGUGGUGUUUUAGGAGCUAGUGGUAAGUCUCGUGGACCACCACCUGGUUUGAAUGGAGGUUCUACUAAAGCAGGAAAUACUCCUAAUAAUGGUUGGCCUCGUUGGCCCUUCCCUAGUACAUGGCUAUUGCUAAGGAAUUUAACACAACAAAUUGAUGGAUCAACAUUAAAAACUCUAUGCAUUCAACAUGGACCAUUGUUGAAUUUUCAUAUGUACCUAAAUCAUGGAAUAGCAUUAGCCAAAUAUUCAACUAGAGAAGAAGCUAGCAAGGCUCAAGGAGCAUUGAACAAUUGUGUACUCGGCAAUACAACAAUAUUUGCUGAAUCACCUACAGAUGCUGAAGUACAAAUGCUACUUACUCAUCUGAGUGGUGGUGGUGGCAACACAAGCGGCAACAAUUCUGCUCAACAACAACAGCAGCAACAACAACAACAGCAACCCAACUGGAAUAAUAGCCGUAACGGAAAUAUUGGCAACUCUCAGGGCCAACAGGGUUCAGACACUUGGGCCAAUAAUCAAUUAUGGGGUGGCAACAACUCUGGACCUCCUGGUAAUACAUCCUCUCUUUGGGGGGCUGGAGCUGACCAAAUUGAUCCACACCGCACCACUCCAUCAUCUUUAAAUUCUUUUAUGCCUGGCGAUCUUUUGGGUAGUGAAACAAUGUAAAGAUAAAUGUGUGUAUAUAUGUAUUUAUACAUAUAAUCCUGACUUAUAACCAAGUCCAAAUAUAACGUCAUUUUUAUAAUAAGGUCUUAGAACACCAUGAACACUUAAUUGACUUAUUUAUUAAG